Molecule: messenger RNA, 1209 nt
Organism: Hemisphaericaspora subhashii
Lineage: Eukaryota; Fungi; Ascomycota; Pichiomycetes; Serinales; Debaryomycetaceae
Exons: 1
Coding region: 1-1209 (402 amino acids)
Biological process (GO): CENP-A containing chromatin assembly; DNA replication-dependent chromatin assembly
Cellular component (GO): nucleoplasm
Molecular function (GO): histone binding
Source: RefSeq, a predicted model, not a curated record
AUGAGCUUUUCAACAACAGUAACAUAUUCACCUGAAAUCACAAAAUUAAUAUCAGAAGGUUCCCGUGCCUAUUCAUCGAAAGAUUAUGACCUCGCUUCAGAAAAGUAUGGAGAAGCUUGUGAGAAAUACAGUGGAGAACAUGAAGGUUCCGAAGAUGCUGAUUUAUUGUUCCUAUAUGGAAAAGCUAUUUUCCAGAGUGCAGUUUCCAAAUCUGAGGUAUUUGGUGGAGCUGGAGCAAGUGCUAGUAAGACAAAUGGAGAUAGUGAUGCUGAAGGUGACGAGGAAGGAGAAGCCGAAAAGGAUGAGGAUGACCAAUUCCAAUUCUAUGAUGCUGAACCGAUUGAAGGAGAUAACGAGGAAGAUGAACAGGGUCUGGAGGAAGAUGGAGAUGAGGGUCCGCAAAUGGCAGAAGAAGACGAUGAAGAUGAUGAACCGGAGACUACGAAGGGGGAUGAUAACAAGAAUGAGGGUCAGGAUGAGGAGGAACAAAGUGAGUUUGAAAUUGCUUGGGAGAUCUUAGAUCUUACUAGGAAUUUAUUGGAAGAAAAGCUUGAAGGUCUUAACAAAGGUGAUUUGACUCCUCCGUAUAUUUUGGAUAAGAAUGCUUCUAUCACAAAUGAAUAUGUUGUUGUGUUACAGAAACUCUCUGAAGUAUAUGAUAUCUUGGGAGAAGUAUCUUUAGAAACUGAAAAUUUCCCACAAGCUGCAAUUGAUUUAAAGAAAUGUCUUGAUCUUAGAUUGGAAUUGUAUAAGUCAAGUAAUUCAUUGAUUUCAGAAUCUCAUUAUAAAUUGGCUUUAGCGUUGGAAUUUUGUGGUGAUGACUCUGAACUGAAAAGCAAGGCACAAGAACAAAUCAAAUUAGCAAUUGACUCCGUCAAAGCGAGAAAUCAAGAUGAAACUAAUGAAGAUCGUACAAAGGACAAUGAGGAAAUGAUUCAGGAAUUGGAAGCUAAAUAUGUUGAUUUGGGUAAUGAUGAAUUGAAAGCUCAGGCUGAUAUGAUUAAAGGAUUAUUAGGUCAAGUGACAUCGGAAGCAUCUAGUGGACCACAAGAAGGAAGUAGUAGUGCGACUGCGAUCAACAACCUUACAUCGAUGGUCAAGAAGAAGACUAAGGAUGCUAAGGUGAAUGAUUUGACGGGAAUGGUAAAGAAAAGAAAAGCACCUAAAAAGGAUCCCAGUGAAGCGAAUAAGAAGGUUAAGACUGAUUAG